UGACAAUUUAUUGAGAGUCGGAGAGUAGAGAGGAGCUGUCAUCAUGGAUACCAUCAAUUUAUUUACAUUUUGGUUCAUUAUGAUUGCUAGUAAACAAGGUAUUCUUGUACAGAGCUGUUGCACGGGUGGCUUCUGUUACACGUUCUUCGAGACUGAGAUGACAUGGGAAAAAGCGAGCAACUAUUGCCAUUCCGAAAAUAUGGAACUUGCUGUCAUUAAUACAGAAAAUACACAAGGAUUCCUGGCUGAAAAACUAGAGGAAGGUGGCUGGAGUGAUGGGUGGGUAGGAGGAAGAAGGUGGAAUACUGACUGGCGAUGGGUUAAUGGAAAUGCAACAAUUCAGAGCCAGGGCUGUUACAAAGAUUCUGUACCACGUGACUUGCCAUACCAGAUACGUCUUAACAAUAUCACACCAGAGAAAUGCAUGAGAGAGUGUCGCAUGGCAAACUUUACAUAUGCAGGUUUACAGGCUGGGACAACAUGUUGGUGUGGCAACACAUAUAACAAGUACGGAAUACAUCCUCAAUGCACUGCUAACGACAAUAGUGUUUGCUGUAGUACGCCUUGUGGAGGUGACGCCUCGAAGACAUGUGGCCAAACUGGGGCCAACCAUGUGUUCAAUAUACAAGGUCUUGCAUAUUCCAAUUGGUACGGAGAAGAACCUCGUGACCCUGAAGGAGGAAGAAACUGUGGAGUGAUGAAUAAAGGGGCUGGUUAUCUGCACUAUCAAUGGAGCCCUGAGGUCUGCACUGAAGCCCAUGGAUACAUUUGUGAAAUAUACAUUUCUGAGGAAGAAUGCAACGCUAUACCAAAAAGCAAAUACUACGAGCGAAGUUGUUAUACGAUGGACGAAAAAGUCCGUAAGAUGUCUUGGUUUACAUCGAGGCAAUUGUGCCUCCAGAUGAAUGGGGAUUUGGUGACGAUUGACAACGAAAUGGAACAGGACGUCAUAAAGACAUGGCUGUCUGGGAGUGCUAUGAGGGGUGUUUCGCUUUGGAUAGGUCUUACUAACAGGCAUUGGGCGUGGAAAGAAGACAUAGAGGUGGGAUACUACCAGAAUUGGGCUACUAAUGAGCCUAACUCCUUGAAAGAAUGUCUUAGUUUCAACAGACUCCAGAAUAACAAAUGGUUUAGCGAGGACUGUAACUCAACCAAAUACUUUAUCUGCCAAAUAGCUGACAAUAGCACCGGGCCCUUGACGCAACCAGUAUUGGCUUCCAAGGACCAGGUCAGGAAAAUCGGGUUUCUUGUAGGGUUGAUCAUUGCGGCAUUGCUCUUGCUCAUCAUUCCAAUAAUGCUGAUUGGGAUCUGCAUCACGCGGAAAAAAAAACAAACUUCUGAAAUUCCAAUGACUGGGUUUGAAAUCAAGGAAGAAGCCAAAGCUAAUGUUGAGGAUCCGAAAUUAGAGCGAAACAGUUCCAUCAUGCGAUCACUGUGGGACAGGACGCUGAAAUUAAGCCCAAGGAAAUACAAAGAAAAUGGUAGCCCCACAUCUGAGUCGGUGGCUACAAUUUCAGAUGGAAAGAGUACACCCUCUACAAGUGCCCCAUCAACUACUCAGGGAUCCACUGAAGAUAUUAUCAAUGAUAAGUCAUCAGAUGUGUACACACCAACCGAUCGUUACAAGAGAUCGCGAUCUAGGAACAAACCAAAGCGAGAGUAUACAAACGAACGACAAGAAUAUGAGAAUCCAAGUUUUGCCUCUGAAAUUCGGCCCGACCCUCUUGAAGCUCUCUAUGCGGAGCUCGAAAACAAAGUAAAGACGAAAAGUAAAGUACUUCGAAGUACAAGCUAUAAGCAUGCUACGGAAAAGAACAAUAAGGUGACAGCUGCUGAUCGUGAGCGCGAAAGUAAAGACAACGCUGUUCAGGAGGGUAUUUACAGUGUUUCUAGCAAGAGAAUUCAAAACCCACGUGAUGAUCGUAACAAUAUGAACGGCCGGAAUGGAAGAAUAGAACUUUAUGAUUAUUGUGUUUAAAUAUGAUAACUAGGAUGAUUGUAAUAAAAAAUGUAUAAUUCAUGUAAUACUAUAUUUAAUCUUUUACACUAAUGAACCUGGAAAGGGUGGUGCAUGAAAUCUCAUUUAGCGUACUUCAUUUUUGAACAAAUAUAAA
Molecule: messenger RNA, 2114 nt
Organism: Owenia fusiformis
Lineage: Eukaryota; Metazoa; Annelida; Polychaeta; Sabellida; Oweniidae
Source: the annotation of a GenBank genome assembly